Hemiscyllium ocellatum (epaulette shark) is the source of this 7447-nucleotide messenger RNA. It is a transcript of the gene ttc7b, whose product is annotated as tetratricopeptide repeat domain 7B. The coding region runs from base 10 to 2595 and encodes 861 amino acids. The transcript has 21 exons. The record is from RefSeq and is a predicted model, not a curated record. Gene Ontology annotation, molecular function: protein binding. NCBI's taxonomy places the organism in Eukaryota, Metazoa, Chordata, Chondrichthyes, Orectolobiformes, Hemiscylliidae. Gene Ontology annotation, cellular component: plasma membrane. Gene Ontology annotation, biological process: protein localization to plasma membrane; phosphatidylinositol phosphate biosynthetic process.
UUUGCCGAAAUGGCCGCUAAGAAGUUGGGGACCCGGUUGGAGAUUGAGAUUGAGCGCUGUCGGAAUGAAUGUCUGUGGGAAAAGAUCCCGGAGCUCGUUAAACAACUGUCGGCCAAACUCAUCGGGAACGAUGACCUGGCAGAGCUGCUACUUGGAGAGUCAAAGUUGGAGCUGUACCUGAAAGACAGUCCAAUCAAACAAGGAGUCACUCCUUCAGAUGCCAAGCCAAAGCUAAGCGAGGUGAAGAAGCACUUGCUAGGUGCACUCGACAGAGGCAAUUUAAAGCAAGACUUUGCUCAGGAAGCCAACUUGAUAUUGGCCAAGUGUUACUAUGUGGAGGGUGACCACACCCGGGCUCUCAACCUGUAUUCCAAGGUUGAUCUGGAAAAGUUGCAGUUGGUGGGAGUGCCUGUCUACAGACUGAGGAUCAUUGCAGAAUCCUAUGCUACAAAAGGUUUGUGUCUGGAGAAACUAGUAAUGGCAGCAUCGCCAAGAAAUGAUCUGCAGCCUGAUACCGAGCAAGAAAUAAUUACGUGUUAUGAAAAAGCUGGUGACAUAGCUCUGCUUUACUUACAAGAAACUGAAAGGGUAUUGAACACAAAUAUCCAGAACAGGAGUCCAAAACCCGGUUCAGCAUUCCAAGAACAGGAAUUGGGGUUCUUCCUUGAAACAGGACUUCAAAGAGCUCACGUCAUUUAUUUCAAAAAUGGAAAUUUAACAAGGGGAGUUACUCGCUUUCGAGAAAUUUUGAGGGCCGUGGAAACGAGGACCACACAGAAUUUGCGAAUGACAAUUGCCAGACAACUUGCGGAAAUACUCCUACGAGGAAUGUGUGAGCAGAGCUACUGGAAUCCACUGGAAGAUCCUCCACAGCAUUCCCUACUGGAUGACCCGCUACAUGUGAGCUCUAACACAAAGAAUUAUGCACUAAGCAGGAGGCCCAAAGUGUACACUGGAGAUAGCAUUUUCUGCCCUCAAGAAAACACAGAAGAGGCUCUUCUGUUGCUGCUCAUUAGUGAAUCUAUGGCUAACAGGGAUGCAGUGCUUAGCCGGAUCCCAGAACACAACAACGAUCGCAUUAUCAGUUUACAGAGUGCCUCCAUUGUCUAUGAUCUUCUAACAAUCGCACUAGGAAGGCGUGGUCAAUAUGAAAUGCUGUCUGAGUGCUUGGAGCGAGCCAUGAAGUUUACAUUUGAAGAAUUUCAUCUUUGGUACCAGUUUGCAUUGUCCCUGAUGGCUGCUGGCAAGUCUGCCCGGGCAGUGAGGGUGCUGAGAGAAUGUAUAAGGUUGAAACCGGAUGAUCCCACAAUACCACUCCUUGCCACCAAGUUGUGCAUUGGAUCUCUUCACUGGUUAGAAGAGGGUGAGCAGUUUGCUAAGAUGGUAACAGACAUGAAUGAAAAAGAACCUGAGUUUCGGGCCAAAGGUUUCUUAGCACUUGGCUUAACCUACAGUCUCCAGGCCACAGAUGCUACAUUGAGAGGAAUGCAAGAGGACCUCCAGAAAAAAGCACUUCGAGCAUUUCAGAGAGCUCAUGGAUUAUGUCCAACUGAUCACCAGGCUGCUUUCUACCUGGCUCUUCAGCUUGCUAUAUCAAGGCAGAUCCCAGAAGCACUGGGUUAUGUUCGACAAGCUCUGCAACUGCAGGGCGAUGAUGUGAACUCCUUGCACCUACUGGCAUUGCUUCUUUCAGCGCAGAAACACUAUCAUGAUGCUGUAAACAUUAUCGACAUGGCACUGAGUGAAUAUCCUGAACACUUUGUAUUGCUGUUCACCAAAGUAAAACUGGAAUCAGUAUGCAGGGGUCCUGAUGAAGCUUUGCUCACCUGCAAGCACAUGCUUCAGAUCUGGAAGUCAUGUUACAAACUCACAAACCCCAGUGAUUCAGGGAGAGGGAGCAGCCUGCUGGACAGAGUCAUAGCUGACAGGCGGAAUCUGAACACCAUCUCUCUACCUGACUUCAGUGAUCCUGAGACAGGCAAUCCUCCAGAUGCUUACUUUCAUGGUUUUUUCUCCCUUUUUUCAGUUAGUUCAGUGCAUGCCACGUCGAUCGCAGCCUCAAGAGUGGAGCAAGCACUGUCUGAGGUGGCUUCAUCCUUGCAGAGCAGUAUGCCAAGGCAGGGACCAAUGCACCCUUGGAUGACUCUGGCCCAGAUUUGGUUGCAUGCAGCUGAAGUAUACAUUGGAAUGGGAAAGCCUACAGAGGCCACAGCAUGCAUCCAGGAGGCAGCUAACCUUUUCCCCACAUCGCACAAUGUAUUGUUCAUGCGUGGUCAAGUUGCAGAACUCCGAGGGAAUAUUGAUGAAGCUAAGCGCUGGUAUGAAGAGGCUUUGUCGAUCAGUCCCACUCAUGUCAAGACAAUGCAAAGACUGGGGCUGGUCUUACAGCAACUAGGCCGCUGCAGCCUGGCCGAGAAGAUCCUCCGCGAUGCUGUGCAGGUCAACUCCACCGCCCACGAAGUAUGGAACAAUCUGGGGGACGUACUGCAGGCCCAAGGUGAUGACGAUGCUGCAACUGAAUGUUUCCUCACUGCGCUGGAAUUGGAAGCCAGCAGCCCCAUUGUCCCCUUCACCAUCAUCCCCAGGAUACUCUGAGCCAGGUGUCUGCUUCCAGUGGGGUAGAGGUCUCAAGGAGGUCUGCAGGUUUCCAGCUGCAAGAGGGAAGCCCUAUACAAUCCCUUCCCAGUCCUUUCGUCUCUCUGCUGUUAUUUUACAAGCUUGUUUUACUAUGGACCAAAGCAUUCCGGGGCAAAUUUAUUUGAUCUAUAACCCACCUCCACCUCAAGCAAUCCUUGUCCUUUUUAUUUAGUUCCAGAUUUCAGCCACUGUACUCCUGCACAAGUUAUAGGUUCAGCUGAUGCCCUUUGGUACCCCAGCUGUAGUUCCCAUGUCAGGUUGCUGGAACAGUGUUUGACCAGCCCAUGGUCCAGGGGAUGACAGCAACUGAGUUUAUGGCCCUGUCUUAGCUAGAUCGUUCUCUCACUGUGCAAUUUUCAGCAUUGAGUCACUGGCUUAUUUUUGAUCGCUUUCUCCCACCUGCCCCAAGCCCCUGGGGAGAUCAGGGCCUUCUGUUUGUGUGCCUCAGCACCUCCUUCCCUGUAUUCUGUUGGAAUGUUAUUUUAUCAUCUACCUCUUCCUUUCCUCAGUCUCCCAACCAAGUCUGUCUCUUUCUCUCCUGGAAUUAUAGGCCUGUCAUCGUGUAGGUUUUCAAUAUCAUCUCAAAAUUGCCCUCUAACUUUGGCACUGAAUCUCAGCCAGGGCCUGGUUAGGGUAACAAAACACAGUGGUGCAGUAGAGAUCCUGUGCAGGGAGUAGGCUAUUGAAUAAUUGAAUAAGGAUACUUGCAAACUGAGCAUAACUGGAGAACAUUUGCUGUCCACACCCCCUGCGUAGCUGGCAAACUUGGGGCCUGAAGCAGCCUCAUCUCAAGAAUCAGUCCCUGACCCUGUUCAUUGCUGUAUAUAUCUCAAUUCUUACAGAUCUUGGCAUUCGUAUUUAAGAUAAGUCCAAAAGUAAGGUGUCAGGGCCAUUAACAACCCUUUCAACAUGACAAAAUUCAACUGGGGCAAAUGAAUGAGUGACAACUAUCAGGGCAAAUAGCCUGUAGCUGAAACCUGUGCUGUGCCUGAGCUGGUGAUGGAGUAUGUUUUAACUUGAGGUCAGAGUGAAAAAAAUGUCCGUUUCCCAGCAGCUCCCUUCCAUAAGCAAUUUCUGAGAUGAUGCUGUCUAUAAAAUAACAGCUGCUCCACUGAAAUAACCUGCAGUCCUCUCCCUUCUGAAGGGUUCGUAUUGAGAUUCCCUCUUUGCUGGAAGAUACACCCUACUUCAUUAGCUUUCAUCCAAUUGUUACAGAUAUACUGUCUCUCUCAAGAUUUGCACGGCAAAAUGCAAUUAAGAAUGUUGUCAAUCUCUAUAUCUGAAUCAUAUAUAUUUAUGUAAGGCAAUGUUAUAUUUAUAUAUUUGGACUUUAUUCAGUAAGAGGUGACUAGUAACUGGUGUAACUCUAAAUUGCUGAGCUUUAAACAUAGAAUGCUUCCUACCUUGGACUUAAUUUUCAGUGUUGGAAUACUCUUGUGUCACCUUUGAACUCUACAUUGCAUUCAAACUGUGGGACCAUGUAGUGAAAAAGAUCAACCUGUGAUAGAUGAAUCACUAGAUUAGAGUCCUUUAAAGGAACAAAAUCCUACACAGAUUAAUUGUCUCAGAGUUAUUCCAAUACAUUGUAACUGCCCUGUUAAGUGGAUAAAUCCUUAUUUAUAUUAGACUGGAGAAGUUGAAUGCUCUUCAACAAAAGAAAUACCCGACAGUUGUUAGCAUGUAGAGUGUGCGAUAAUCACUGGUCCGAUGUGUGUUGCCAGUCAUUGCCUAUAGUCACACUGAAGGCUUUUCCUGGGUGUUUUCUGGUGAGUAGUGCUACGCUGUCAAAGGAUGCCUCUUCCAUUUGAAAUUAGAAUCGCUCGUUCUAACCCAAUUUCUUUUCACCCCGGGGCAGAAUUGCUGGGUGUUGUCUCUUAAGCCAGAGGGCCUGCCCCCGAGACCACCUUUGGUGAUGCCAUUAGUCACUGAAGCUGUCAGAACAUCAUAUAUGUCAAGUGGUUUUCAGACUUUUCUGAGUGCAUCUUCCCCUUCUGCAGCCUUAGGCACACACUGGGGGAGCCAGUGUAAAUAUAAAUCCACAUUUUGGGGGGAUCCCCAGUUGUUACAGCCACACUCUCAGUGAUCCCCAGCAAACACCUUGAUCCACUCCCAAUGACACCCACACACACCAAACACUGUGAUCUGCUGCCAGUGAUAAAUGUGGAGUCCCAACCCUGGAGAUCACCAACAAAUAUAAACACACUCCUGAGGUACCCCACAACCUCAACCCAGUUUCGACACAUGCCCAAGAAUGAACAUUAACUGUGGAGCUAUUCCCAGGAAUCGCUGGUGGAUGCUAAGUAUCACAACAAGUUAUCUUUAACCUUCCUGUACAGGUAAAGAGAAUGAUUACUGAAUGGGCGAAAUAAAACCAAUAAUAAUUCUGUAAAACAGACAUAAAAGUGAAUUUUCUUUUAUGUCCCCUUCAUCUGAGUGCAUGGACUCUUCGCCUGUACAUUAUCAUCCCACUCACAUAUCCACUACCCCUUACACAUGUACCAACGUUCACCUCCCCUGUAUCUGCCACCCCUUCCCCUGUAUCCACCAUCCCUUCCCCUGUAUUUACCACUCCUUCCCCUGUAUCCGCCACCCCUUCCCCUAUAUCUACCACUCCCUUUCUCUGUAUCUACCACCCCCUUCCCUGUAUCCACCACCCCUUCCCCUGUAUUUACCACCCCUUCCCCUGUAUCUGCUACUCCUUUCCCCUGUAUCUGCCAUCCUCAUACCCUGUAUCUGCCACCCCAUUUGCCUGUAUCCACCACCCUCUUCCCCUGUCUCCACCACCCCUUCCCCUGUCUCCAUCACCCUCUUCCCCUGUCUCCAUCACCCUCUUCCCCUGUAUCCACUACUCCUUCCCCUGUAUCUACCACCCCCUUCCCCUGUAUCUGCCACACCUUCCCUAUAUCCGCCAUCCCUUCCCCUGUAUCCGCCAUCCCUUUCCCCUGUAUCUGCCAUCCCUUCCCCCGUAUCUGCCAUCCCUUCCCCCGUAUCUGCCAUCCCUUUCCCCUGUAUCCGCCACCCCUUUCCCCUGUAUCCGCCACCCCUUUCCCCUGUAUCCGCCACCCCUUUCCCGUAUCUGCCACCCUUUUCGCCUGUAUCUGCCACACCUUUCACCUGUAUCUGCCACCCUCUUCGCCUGUAUCUGCCACCCUCUUCCCCUGUAUCUGCCACCCUCUUGUCCUAUGUGCACCUCUUCCUCCCCCCAUUUCUUUCAGCAUUUAACCUAUGUAUCACUCCUGCAGCACAGUUUGCUCCCUUUAAGCUUAAACUUUGUGCUACUCCAGCACGAGCUGGUAUUCAGGGAAAAAGGUUUUUAAAGUAGUGUUUCAAAAGAGAAAGGAAUGGUAAUACUUAAAUUUAAACAGCUGUGAAAGAGUGACCCUGAAAGAAGUCACUGUUCAGGUCUGUAGCCCUCAGCACAGAUAAGAUAUCCAGACGUGAAGGCUCCUCUGCCUAUCUGAGAAUGGUGUCUCAGCCCAUUAAAGAGAAACAUUACAAACAGCUUUUGAAGUUAUGCACAUGCACACCCCUGCUCAAACGUCCCCGUGAAUGUAAAUGCUAUUUAUUUGAUCGGUUUACUGACCAAGCGUCUGAAAACCAGUCUGGCAUAAAGCACAGAAUGAUUGAUCUUCAUGAGGUAUCAGACUGAUGAGGCAGUCAGUCAGCACCGUGCACUGGAACGUGCACGAUGUUUGAGUAGUAUUCAAACCGAGUACCCAGAGAAUUCUUUCAGAAACUCAAAUUACAAGGCACCAGAUUAUGUUUAACACAGCUUUUCUUGCCAUCGCUGGAUAUAGCUGCAGAAUCCAAAUGGGUAAGGGAAAUAAAAUGUUAUUACAAGCGAAGUUCUUCACCUCUAUGGUCUGUUUGGUGUUUUGAGUCAGCAUGUUAAUAAAUACUGAUAUCUCUCUGGGAUUGUCAGAUGUUGCAGUAUCCAAUGGGACAUCAUCUGUAGUGACAUCAUAACCACUCUGUUACUGCCUUUGACUAAAGCUGCAACCAGACCCCAGUGACAUAGUGAAGCCGAUGGUGAAAUGAUGGUUUGUGUUCCUUCUCUUCACCCAAAGCCUGCCACACACCCCCCGCAACUUGCUACAGUUGGGAUUCUAGCACAUUCCUCUAGUUUGAAUCACUGGUCAGCAGUGGGUGGGGAAUCUACAGUGGGCUUCCAUCUCUCCAACACUGCUGACUCCUGCUGGACAAGGUGCACGGCUGGAUUUCAGAUCAGGGCCAAGUUGGGAUUCGGUGUGAUUGCCCAUGCAGUCGAAUAGCUAGCCAUGCAUGUUGGCUGGUUCAAAAAGAUGGCCACUUAGGCCAAGGCUAACAGAGGGCCAUAAGUAGCUCCUACCUGAAGGAACUAUAUUCCAGGAAGAAUUAACACCAUCAGAGGCAAGAAAAUGAAAGAGCAUUUGGUCACUGAAGUCAGCUUUUGAGUCAGAUUCAAGCUUGAACAAAAAAAAUAACUGGAUCCUUUCUUUAAUAAAAGGCACAUAAAAAAUUAAGCAGUGUAAAAAUAUUUGUUUUGUUUCUGAUUACGUCUGCCAAGUGUGUGUUUAGUGUAUAUUUCAAAUGGGUUUUACUUGGGCGUUGUUGUAUUUGUAGCUGCAAGUUUCAUGUAUGAGAAAUAGCACAUAUAAUGUGUGCGCAUGCUGGGCUCAAACUGGCAGCUGUCGAUACAUCUUCAUUGCAACUGAUGUGAAGAGAAGAUAUUGUUAAUGAACUGUGAGUGAUGUUAUCAUGCUCUGUAAUUGGCCAUUUUUUGCACAAGCUCAAUAUUUAUUGAUUGUUAUUAAACUUAUUUUCAAAUGGA